This is a messenger RNA of Pseudozyma hubeiensis SY62, 2322 nucleotides long. Its product is annotated as potential SEC23-like GTPase-activating protein. Bases 1 to 2322 code for a protein of 773 amino acids. Gene Ontology annotation, biological process: endoplasmic reticulum to Golgi vesicle-mediated transport; COPII-coated vesicle cargo loading; intracellular protein transport. NCBI's taxonomy places the organism in Eukaryota, Fungi, Basidiomycota, Ustilaginomycetes, Ustilaginales, Ustilaginaceae. Gene Ontology annotation, molecular function: GTPase activator activity; zinc ion binding. The transcript has 2 exons. The record is from RefSeq and is a predicted model, not a curated record. Gene Ontology annotation, cellular component: COPII vesicle coat; endoplasmic reticulum exit site.
AUGAACGUCGAUGAUGUCGAGGACCGAGAUGGCGUCCGCCUCUCCUGGAACGUCUGGCCCUCUUCCAAAAUCGAAGCAACCAGGACCGUGGUCCCUAUCAGCGCCCUCUACACGCCUCUCAAGGAGCGCGAGGAUCUGCCUCCUGUUCUCUACGAACCCGUCACCUGCAAACCUCCCUGCCGAGCUGUACUCAACCCCUACUGCCAAAUCGAUGUCCGCGGGAAGCUCUGGAUCUGCCCCUUCUGUCUCUCCCGAAACGCUUUUCCCCCGCACUACAAGGACAUCAGCAGCACCAACCUUCCCGCCGAACUUCUGCCCAAGUACACCACCAUCGAGUAUACCCUCAGCCGUCCCGCACAGAUCCCACCCGUCUUCCUCUACGUCGUCGACACCUGCAUGGACGAUGACGAUCUCAAGGCAUUGCGCGAGGCGCUCGUCGUCAGCUUGAGCUUGCUUCCUCCCAACGCCCUCGUCGGUCUCAUCACCUACGGAACCAUGGCUCAGGUACACGAGCUCGGCUACGACGCCUGCCCCAAGAGUUACGUCUUCCGUGGAACAAAGGAGUACGCGCCCAAGGCCAUCCAAGACAUGCUUGGCCUCAACGCCGGCGCUCGUCCCAUGGGCCCUGGCGCUCCCGGCGCCCCCGGUGGCCCCUCUCAGGCUCCUCGUCCACCCAACGCCACUGCACAGAUGGGUGCCUCGCGCUUCCUCCUGCCCGUCUCGCAAUGCGAGUUCCAGUUGACCCAGAUCCUCGAACAGCUCCAGAAGGACCCUUGGCCCGUCGCCAACGACAAGCGAAGCCAGCGCUGCACCGGUGUCGCCCUCAGCGUCGCCGUCGGCAUGCUCGAGACCACCUUCCCCAACACCGGCGCCCGCGUCAUGCUCUUCUGCGGUGGUCCUGCCACAGAAGGCCCCGGUAUGGUCGUCUCCACCGAGCUCCGCGAACGCAUCCGCUCCCACCACGACAUUGACAAAGAUAACGCAAAGUACUACAAGCGCGCCAUCAAAUUCUACGAGGCCAUGGCGAAACGCGCUGCAGGCAACGGACACACCAUCGACGUCUUUGCCGGCUGUCUCGACCAGGUCGGUCUGCUCGAGAUGAAGGGCCUCGCCAACCUCACCAACGGCCACAUGAUCCUCUCCGAUAGUUUCCAGAUGGGCAUCUUCAAGCAGAGUUUCCACCGCAUCUUCCAGAAGGACGACCAAGGUCACCUCCAGAUGGGCUUCAACGCAACCCUCGACGUACAGUGCACCAAGGAGCUCAAGGUGUCGGGUCUCAUCGGCCACGCCGUCUCUGCCAACAAGAAGUCGGGUUGCGUCGGAGAAACCGAGAUCGGCAUCGGCCAGACUUCGGCGUGGAAGCUGUGCUCGCUCACUCCUCGCACCUCGACCGGCAUCUACUUCGAAGUGGUUACGCCGCCAGGACAGCCCAUGCAGCCUGGCUCGCGAGGUCUCAUCCAGUUCGUCACGCACUACCAGCACGCCUCGGGUCAGUUCCGUCUCCGUGUCACCACCAUCGCCCGCAACUUUGCCGAGGGUGGCUCCGGUCAGAUCGCCGCCUCGUUCGAUCAGGAGGCUGCCGCCGUGUUGAUGGCGCGGAUCGCCGUGUUCAAGGCCGAGAUCGACGACAGCCCCGACGUGCUCCGAUGGCUUGACCGCAUGCUAAUCCGCCUCUGCCAGAAGUUCGCCGACUAUCGCAAGGACGACCCCACCUCGUUCCGCCUGGGCGAAAACUUCAGCAUUUACCCGCAGUUCAUGUUCCACCUUCGCCGAUCGCAGUUCUUGCAGGUGUUCAACAACUCGCCCGACGAGACCGCCUUCUACCGCCACGUGCUCAACACGGAGGACGUCAACAACUCGUUGAUCAUGAUCCAGCCCACGCUCAUGUCGUACGGAUUCGAAGGACCACCGCAACCCGUGUUGCUCGACUCGGUGUCGAUCCGACCGGAUGUGGUGCUGCUGCUCGACACCUUCUUCCACAUCCUCAUAUUCCACGGAGAGACGGUUGCGCAGUGGAGGAAGGCCGGAUACCAGGAUCAAGAGGGGUACGAGAAUUUCAAGGAGGUGCUCGAGAAUCCCAGGGCGGACGCACAGGAUCUGUUGGGGGAUCGCUUCCCUAUUCCGCGAUACAUUGUUUGCGACCAGAACGGUUCGCAGGCGAGGUUCUUGUUGAGCAAGCUCAACCCCUCGACAACGCACAUGAGCGGAGGCAUGUAUGGAUCCCAGGGUGGCAGUGGUGCUGCCAUCUUCACGGACGACGUUUCGCUGCAGGUGUUCAUGGAGCACCUCAAGCGGUUGGCUGUGGGCGCUUCGUCCAACUAG